AUGCACGUGGAUUCGAAUCCCACCGAGGCUACUGAUCUUUUUCACAAUUCAAUUGCCACUAAACAAGCAAACGCCCGUGAAGUGAUCGAUAUUUUGGACAUCUUUCGUGAUACAAAAAAUUUGUACUAUUUAUGUAAACAUUUGGCUGGACAGAAACUUAUGACGCCGGAAGUCUCCGCAGUAAUCCAGACAGCCGUGUCGGAGAUCAGUUCGAGACAGGCUUGGGAUAGUGAGAGCCAAUUGCGUGACACAUCUCUCGAAUCGAGCAGUUUAUUUCACAGUCUUCUCAUACUGGCCCUGGAUGCUUUGUGGAUCUUCAUUGUGGCUGUGCGAGCUGGAACCGGUCCGCAAACAAAUCUGAUGGGCUCAAUCAGCUCUUCCGGAUCAACACUGACUCGACGCAGUUGGACCGGCACGCCAAGUGGUCCAGCACAAACCCCAUCGGUGCUUAGUGUACGAACUCCAUGCUUGGAUCGAUGGCUGAUCGGACAAGAUGAACGUCUCAUGGCAUGGUGUAUUGCGAUCACUGAAGGGUACAAUGGCCUAAAUAUUUGCAAUUUCACGCAUUCUUGGCGAGAUGGUUUGGCAUUUCUGGCUAUUGCCCAUCAAAGCCGACCGGAUUUAUUCACCUAUGAGACUCGAUUAGAGAAGACUGUCAAUCAGAACUUAUCGUUGGCCUUUCAUCUGGCCACGGCUGAAUUUGCCACACCCCGUCUUCUGGAACCGAUGGACAUGCACCCGGACAAUGUGGAUGCUCGAGCUACUGCGGCCUAUGUGAUGGAAUUUCGCAAAGCCGUCGAACGGGAUCGUAAACGCCGAUCACGAGGAAUUCUCGAAAUUCAGACCACGACCAUGGUAAGCGUUCGAGAGGAAUGCAAUUUGCCCCGAUCAAAAAGGGAACGUUCUGUUUAUGGAUUCUCUUGCUGCCGAUAA
Echinostoma caproni is the source of this 933-nucleotide messenger RNA. Lineage: Eukaryota; Metazoa; Platyhelminthes; Trematoda; Plagiorchiida; Echinostomatidae. The record is from the annotation of a GenBank genome assembly.